This is a messenger RNA of Hemicordylus capensis (graceful crag lizard), 5729 nucleotides long. It is a transcript of the gene DMGDH, whose product is annotated as dimethylglycine dehydrogenase. The transcript is spliced from 16 exons. The coding region runs from base 13 to 2628 and encodes 871 amino acids. Gene Ontology annotation, molecular function: protein binding; oxidoreductase activity. Lineage: Eukaryota; Metazoa; Chordata; Lepidosauria; Squamata; Cordylidae. Gene Ontology annotation, cellular component: mitochondrion. The record is from RefSeq and is a predicted model, not a curated record.
CCCACGCCAGCCAUGCUGCCGCGGGGCGCCCUGAGAUCGCUCCCGCCAAAUCUGCGGCGGGGCCGCUCGCCCGCCGCCGCCCUUUGGCUGCCUGCUCGGCGCUUUGCCUGCGGCCCAAGCACUGAGGGGUGGAAAGAAAAACCAUCUUCCUUAGAUGCAAGAUGGAAAGAUGCAGCAGAAACAGUCAUUAUUGGAGGCGGUUGUGUGGGUGUGAGCCUUGCCUACCACCUGGCCAAAGCUGGCAUGAAGGAUGUACUUCUCCUGGAAAAAUCUGAACUUACUGCUGGAUCUACCUGGCAUGCAGCAGGUUUGACAACCUAUUUCCACCCUGGAAUAAAUCUGAAGAAAAUCCAUCACUACAGCAUCAAGCUUUAUGAAAAAUUGGAAGAGGAGACAGGACAGGCUGUAGGGUUUCAUCAGCCAGGGAGUCUUCGAAUUGCUUCAACCCCAACAAGAGUGGAUGAGUUUAAAUAUCAAAUGACUCGUGCUGGUUGGCACCCAGCAGAGCAAUAUCUUAUUGGGCCAGAGAAAGUGCAAGAAUUGUUCCCUUUAUUAAACAUGGAGAAGGUUUUAGCAGGUCUGUACAAUCCUGGAGAUGGUCAUAUUGACCCUUAUUCACUCACCAUGGCCUUGGCUGCAGGGGCCAGAAAAUAUGGUGCAUAUUUGAAUUAUCCAGUUCAAGUAACUAAUCUGAAAUCAAGAUCAGAUGGAACCUGGGAAGUUGAAACUCCACAUGGAACAAUUCAAGCAAACAGAGUUGUGAAUACAGCCGGUUUUUGGGCUCGUGAAAUAGGCAAAAUGAUUGGACUGCAGCAUCCACUCAUACCAGUUCACCACCAAUAUGUCGUUACUGCAACUAUCCCUGAAGUGAAAGUUCUGGAAAGGGAAUUGCCUGUACUUCGUGACUUAGAAGGUUCCUAUUAUCUAAGACAAGAAAGGGAUGGACUUUUAUUUGGCCCAUAUGAAAAUCAAGAAAAAAUGAAACUACAGGAUUCCUGGGUAGCACAUGGAGUCCCACCAGGUUUUGGGAAGGAGCUUUUUGAGUCUGAUUUGGACCGAAUAAUGGAUCAUGUUGAGGCUGCUAUGGAAACGGUGCCAAUAUUGAAACAAGCAGACAUUAUCAAUAUAGUUGCAGGUCCUAUUACAUAUUCUCCAGAUAUUUUGCCUAUGGUGGGACCACAUCAGGGUGUUCAGAAUUACUGGGUGGCUGUUGGUUUUGGAUAUGGCAUAAUCCACGCUGGUGGCAUAGGAAAAUAUCUCAGUGACUGGAUAAUUGCUGGGGAGCCUCCUUUUGAUCUAAUAGAGGUAGAUCCAAAUAGGUAUGGAAAAUGGACAACCACAGAAUAUACAGAGGCAAAAGCAAGAGAAUCGUAUGGAUUUAACAAUAUUGUUGGUUAUCCCAAAGAAGAAAGAUUUGCUGGGAGACCUACAGAAAGAGUCAGUGGGCUCUAUGAAGUCCUUAAGUCUAAAUGCUCCAUGGGAUUCCAUGCAGGAUGGGAACAGCCUCACUGGUUCUACAAACCUGGGGAUGAGAUUGGAUACAAGCCUAGUUUUCGACACACAAACUGGUUUGAACCUGUGGGUCGUGAAUAUAAACAGGUGUUGGAAAAAGUGGGUGUGAUUGACCUUACUCCAUUUGGCAAGUUUAGCAUCAAAGGCAGUGAUUCUGUUAAACUUUUGGAUCGACUGCUUGCAAAUGUGAUCCCAAAGGUGGGUUUCACAAAUAUAAGUCAUAUGUUAACCCCAAGAGGAAGAGUCUAUGCUGAGCUCACAGUCUCUCAUUUGAAACCAGGAGAAUUUUUGUUAAUUACUGGCUCUGGAUCAGAACUUCAUGAUCUGAGAUGGAUUGAAGAGGAGGCAUUGAGAGGGCAAUACAACGUUGAGAUUAGAAACGUUACAGAAGAAUUUGGAGUACUAGGUAUAGCUGGUCCAUAUGCACGGAAAGUUCUCCAGAAGUUAACAACAGAAGACUUCAGUGAUGCUGCAUUUCGUUUUCUACUAUCCAGGCAUUUAAAAAUUGGUGAUAUUCCUGUAACUGCAAUUAGAAUAUCAUAUACGGGUGAAUUGGGCUGGGAGUUGUACCACAGGCGAGAGGAUUCUGCAGCUUUGUACUCUAUAAUCAUGGAAGCAGGCUAUGAAGAAGGAAUUGACAACUUUGGAACAUAUGCAAUGAAUGCAUUAAGGCUAGAAAAGGCUUUUCGGGCCUGGGGGGCAGAGAUGAAUUGCGACACCAAUCCUCUGGAAGCUGGACUAAAAUAUUUUAUAAAGUUAAAUAAGCCAGCAGACUUCAUAGGAAAGCAAGCACUGAAGCAGAUUAAAGAAAAGGGGCUUGAACGGCAACUUGUGUAUCUCACCUUGGAAACGGAUAAUGUUGAUCCAGAGGGAAAUGAAAGUGUCUGGUGUAAUGGGAAGGUUAUUGGCAACACCACAUCCGGAUGUUACAGCUACAGUGCUCAACAGAGUCUGGCUUUUGCAUAUGUCCCUGUGGAACUCAGUCGAGUUGGACAGAAACUGGAAGUUGAACUACUAGGCAAAAAUUAUCCAGCAGCUAUUAUCCAAGAACCAUUGGUGAUGACUGAACCAACAAGAACCAGGUUUCAAAAGAAGGAUGGGACUGCUAAAGUAUAAACAAGGCAGACAUUUAAUUAUUUACAGAUGACAUAUAGGACUUGAUUACUAAUUGCAUAUGAAAAGUGCAAUAAUCAAAUAUUCCAGGUUUACUAAUAAUUAAGAAGCAAUUGUUGCUUUUAGAUGUUGGAUCUCUCUCCCAUGUGAGACUCUAUACUGCUAGUCUGAACACAGAGAAUGGGUUUCCUCUCUUGUGUAAAGGUAAUUCAGGAGUUUAUCCAUUUGGUAUAUUUCACAGAUACUUGGUACAGAGAUAUGUUCCUAAAGAAGAUCGCAUUCACUGAAGUUAAGUAAUACAGAUCCUUCUCUGUUUGUAGUUAUGUGUUGUGCAUGGACAAUGGCACUCCAAGGAAUGAGGGAAGAAGAGUCUAUUUCAGUACCUUUUACCUACACAAAUAAUACAGGCAUGGGGAUAUUUAUUCUUAAGAGAAGUCCAUAUUCCUAUCACAUAUUAACUGUUCUCUCCGGUAACAACAGAUCAGGAAUUAGUGCAUUCAGUAUUUUGUUACACUUAAGUAAUAGUUCACAUGAACAUAGCCAAGUAGUGGCUGUGAAUAGCCAGGGCCUUUCUUUAAAUUAUGCCAAGUUAUUUCAGGUAGAGUUGAAAAUGAGCAGUCCACUAUUAGCAUAAAUUAACAGACAACUCUGGAUUUUUUUGCACAAAUAACCUUUGCCAGGUACAAAGAACUCCACUUGUAUCAUAGAUACAAGUUACAGCUAUUUGUACCAGACAAAAAGAAUAACCAGUUGCCAUAGCUAAAGCUGCUAUUUCUAUUGUGCACGUCUUACUGACUGAACAAAAUAAACUCACACUAAUGUAUCUGGUGCUAACAGGCAUGCACAGUACCAUUUUCCUCAACAAACCCUUGCUCCAAAGGUUACCACAGAAUAGUAAAGAUGAACCUAUUACUCAAGAGCAAUUUGGCUACUGGUCUGAUUUCAGCUGUUCAAUUACUUCAGGGCAUGGAAAGCUCUUUGCCACUAAGGAAAGUGCACCAUUACAAAUGAUCUUAUGGAAUCCAGGAUAUUAUUUUGCUGUCUGUAAUUUAACACAGCAGCAUUUUAUCCCUUAUGCCUAUCCUUACUGAAGAAAAUGGCGUGCUACAGAGCUAAAGUUCUUUUACUCAAGAACUGACCUUGGGAGCUAGCAAAAGGAUUUAGUAGUUAUAUAAGCAAGCAUAGUGACUUUUUUCUAGCCGAGUUACUCUACAAAGGUUAUGUGGUAAUAGAAAUCUAGUUUACUGAGGGAAAUUCAAGGAAGAAUGCCCCUUUUUAUGUAUCGUGCCAUUAGAGAUCAGCACAUAAAUUAGAUAUGAUAGCCUUUUAAGGGUGCUUCCAGCCUUUUUGAAAAAACAGCUUUAUCUUUAGCACAAUCCUCAAGAUUCCUAAGGGGCACCUUUUAAAGCAGUGAAUCUCUUAUAUUUAACAGGAGAUGAGCAAUCAUCCCUAUCCAGUCACAACCCAGCAUCCCUCUAGUGGCUGUUGCUGAUGUCUAUCUUGUGUUUCUUUUUAGAUUGUGAGUUCUUUGGGGACAGGGAACCAUCUUCUUCUUCUUGGUUAUUACACUGUUUUCUCAAAACCACUUUGAGAACUUUUAAAAACAUAAAUAGUAGCAGUAGUACUUCUGUGCAGAAGAACCAAUAGCAUGAUAUCCCAUCCUCACAUAAUGGAACGAUAGGGGAUGCUUUGAUAGUACCGUUCACUGAUUUUAGAAACCGUAAGAGAAGGUAUGUGCUUGAGAAGAGGAGCAUGCAACCUGUAAAGAAUUAAAAGAAAGCAAUUUGUUGCUGAAACUAGUUAUGUUAAUAAAAGGGCAGGGCUAUGGCUUGCACUGCUUAACCCUAGUGCUAUCACAAUAGGAACCUGUCAGACUGGUAUGUGUGCCACCCCCAUUGCAAUAUGCAGUGGAGUUGCACAAAAGUAACGGACACACUAACAGGAAGAACGAUUUCCCAGAAACAAAGUAUUAUGGUUUGUGGGAUGAAGAAAUAUAAUAUCCCUGCAACAGAAGUGAUGCCUUGAAGAAAGACAACUCGAUCCCCCACAACAAAGGAAUAUCUACUUCACAUUUAUGGUGCUAUAAACUGAUAAUUUAGGAAAGCCUAUAAUGUUCAGUUUAGGACACCACUGAAACACAAAGCACUAAAUUCAAGUUUAGUUGUUGACUUUUUAAAAUUAUUAUUUACUUUCUGCUAAUAAAACAAUGCAGUGCUAAAGGAGCUAAUGUAAUCCUAGGCUGUAUUAACAGAGGCAUGAUGUCCAGAUCAUGAGAAGUAUUACUUACACUUUAUGAUUCUAAUGUGAAGCAUUUGAGACAUCUUAAUAUGUAAAAUAAGUAGUGAGUUGUAAUAUUUUAUUCAAUAUGAAAUGUUUGGCAAUUUGAGUAUGACUUUUUGCGUAUUAAAUGGACAUAUACAGAUUGUAAAAAUAGUUAUUUACUAAGCAAUACUUCCUGUGUGAGCAGUGAGAGUAUUCUGUUGUGCCAGAAUCUGUUGGGCUGUGAUUGGCCCAACAUCUUCACCAUUUAGUGAAGGGGCUGGAUCAGACAAUGCUCCAAAUGGGCAUCCUCAAUACACGCAACCCAAAUACUAGUAACUGGGUUGCAGGUAGAGCUGCUGUUCAGACAAACAGCCCCUCACACAAUAAACGUGCCAGGAGGGUGCAGAGCCAUCUGUGAAAGAUGUCAAUAUAAGUACGUUCUUGACACACCUCCCUUUAAUCACAUGGGUUAGAAAAGUAUUGUCUGAACUGUCUCAAGGUGUGUUUUCCUCCUCUCUCUGACAAAGGAUGUCUGUAAUCCCAUGUAUGUUGAAACACCACCCCCACCCCCACAACCCUAUCUUCUUGGGGAGGAGACAUUGAAUAAUCGGUUCCCUGCAGCAGGACCAGGUGGUUUGUGUAACAUAGUUAAUAUCCUCCUUUAAUCCUUGUUUAAAAAUUCCUGCUCUUAACAAAAAGAAAGGAAAUCACAUUUUAUAGUAUAACAUCAGCCUAAGCUGAUAUCAUGUAUUUUUAUUGUAUGUUUAACUUUGAACACCUGUACAGCACAAGCUUGCUUCCAGCAUUUUGAAUAUAAUAAUUGGUCUGCUAAAAGUAUCAUU